GUCAGUUUAAGCAGAGUUAAAAUAAUUAUUUCACUUAAACGAAGUCACGAUGAAUAGUUAGUGUCCAAUGUAUAAAUUCACUUGAAAUUAUUAAUUAUUACUACUAUAAGCAAUUCGUUUGGAAAAGUCAUGUAUUUUCUGACAUUAUUUUUAAUUGGUGGAGCUCUGUGUAAGCCAUAUGAUGGGUACUACUGCAUGCCAUACCAAGCUCCCUAUCCAUGCCAGAACUAUUACCAACAAGAUUAUUACAACCAACAACCUUUUGUGAUGAAACCUGACAGUCCAGGAAUUAAAGAAGAACCAGAGAUUCCACCACCCAGGCCCGUUGACCCUGUCCCUACUCCUCGGAAGAAGACGAAACGUGUUCUCACCAGGAUCUUCUCUAUUCCAGGUGCAUUAGCUGACUCUUUCCUUAGCGGAGAAAUAUCUGUUUAAAUUUAUUUUAUGUUAUGAAGAAUAAAGAGUGGAACGGAACGUAAAAUCGACCUUUUUAAAAA
Molecule: messenger RNA, 497 nt
Organism: Manduca sexta (tobacco hornworm)
Lineage: Eukaryota; Metazoa; Arthropoda; Insecta; Lepidoptera; Sphingidae
Exons: 3
Coding region: 130-435 (101 amino acids)
Source: RefSeq, a predicted model, not a curated record